UGAACUAAACUUUCAAUAUUCUCCGUGUGAUCUCCGCAUAGUUGCCCCGUUUUAAAUAGCUCUCAGUGGUAAUAAGUAACGUGAUCAAAAUGAUGCGAUGUAUGCAUCGUAACACGAAUGCAGUAGUUUGGCGUGUGUGUGUGUGCGAGCGUGAGUGAGGGCUGUGUGCUGACACCGCUGGCCACCGCUCGUCCCUGGUGUGCGUAACACGCGAACACUGGCGAGAAUCGGUAACAGUUUCAACAACGCGUCUCGUUUGCAAGUGGCUUGUAUGUUGCUCUUCGAAAGGGCAAUGAUACGAUGAGUACCGUCAGGUGUUUUGUGUUCAUUUUUGCGAUUGCGAGUAACUCACUCACGUCUGCGUAUGAUGAAUGUAACGAGCCGCUUUUGGACAGAGCGCAGCUAACAGCUACCACAUCGUUGUCUAACAGAGGUCCGAAAAAUGCCAGGCUCAAUGGAGGUUCUACAUGGUCACCACAGCUUAGCAGUUAUGAUCAACAUCUUACUGUGGAACUGGUGGACAGAUAUGAAAUACGCAGCAUAGCUACACGAGGCCGUGCUCAUACUAAUGAAUAUGUGACAGAGUAUAUUGUCCAAUACUCUGAUGAUGGGCAAGCCUGGGCCAGUUAUGAAAGCCAAGAUGGUGUAGAUGAGAUGUUUAAAGGUAAUGUAGAUGGUGAUACUAUAAAACUUAAUAAAUUCGAAGUACCAAUUAUUGCACAAUGGAUAAGAAUAAAUCCAACCCGAUGGCGAGAUAGAAUAUCAUUAAGACUAGAAUUGUAUGGAUGUGGUUACGUGUCCGAUGUUCUUUCUUUCAAUGGUUCAUCUCUUUUACGGUAUGAUUUAUUGCGGGAACCAAUUGAAACUGAUAGACAUUUUAUACGUUUUCGAUUUAAAACCAAUAAUGCCGAUGGUGUUUUAAUGUAUUCUCGCGGAACACAAGGGGAUUACAUCGCUUUACAAUUAAAAGACAAUAGAAUGAUAUUAAAUAUAGACUUGGGAUCUGGUAUCAUGACCAGUUUAUCUGUCGGUAGCCUUUUGGAUGACAAUAUGUGGCAUGAUGUUCUAAUAUCGCGUAACAGGAAGAAUAUUUCAUUCUCUGUAGAUAGGGUAUUAAUUAAAGGAAGAAUAAAAGGAGAGUUUCAUAGACUAGAUUUAAAUAGAGCACUUUACAUAGGUGGUGUACCUAACAAACAAGACGGAUUGGUGGUCAAUCAGAAUUUUACAGGAUGUGUAGAAAAUUUUUAUUUAAAUGCAACUAGCAUUAUUCGCGAUUUAAAAGAAACAGAAAUUACCGGCGAAAAUCUGAGAUAUUAUAAAGUGAAUACGCUUUAUAGCUGUCCAGAACCACCUAUAAUUCCUGUCACAUUUUUGACUCAUGGCUCAUAUGCCAGACUUAAAGGAUACGAAGGAAUAUCUUCUUUGAACGCUUCUCUCACUUUCAGAACAUACGAAGAUAAAGGAAUUAUUUUGUAUCAUCAAUUUACUUCACCUGGUUAUGUAAAGCUAUUUUUGGAAGAUGGUAAGUUGAAAGUUGACAUUCAAACUGAAGGAAGCCCUCAAGUAAUUUUAGACAAUUUCGAUGAAAAGUUCAACGAUGGCAAAUGGCACCAAGUUAUAUUAACAAUUUCGAAGAACAGCCUUGUCUUAAACGUCGACGGAACACCAAUGAGAACCAGACGUAUAUUAAAUAUGAUCACAGGACCUGUUUAUAUGAUUGGUGGCGUGAAGGGGAGAGAAAGCAACCGCGGUUUCGUUGGUUGCAUGCGAAUGAUCAGUAUCGACGGCAAUUACAAACUACCAACCGACUGGAAAGAAGAAGAAUAUUGUUGCAAGGAUGAAAUUGUCUUCGAUGCAUGCCAGAUGAUGGAUCGUUGCAAUCCAAAUCCAUGCAAACAUUCUGGCGUGUGUCGUCAAAAUUCUGAUGAAUUCUUCUGUGAUUGUGCCAACACAGGAUAUACAGGAGCAGUUUGUCACACUUCCUUAAAUCCCCUUUCAUGCGAGGCGUAUAAAAACAUAAACUCAGUUAACCAGCGAGCUGAUAUCAAAAUAGAUGUCGAUGGAAGCGGUCCUUUGAAACCAUUCCCAGUAGUUUGCGAAUUCUAUACGGAUGGACGCGUGAAAACGAUUUUGCGACAUAACAACGAACGCAUGACACCUGUGGACGGUUUCCAAGAGCCGGGUAGUUUUGUACAGGAUAUUAUUUACGAUGCGGACAUGGAUCAAAUCGAAGCUCUUCUUAAUCGAUCCACGAAUUGUAGACAGAGGAUUAGUUACGAAUGUAGACUUUCCAAAUUGUUCAAUUCUCCAGUACCGCAAGGAGAUUAUUUUAGACCAAACUCGUGGUGGGUCAGUAGAAACAAUCAGAAAAUGGACUAUUGGGGUGGAGCAUUGCCUGGUUCACGUAAAUGUGAAUGCGGUAUACUUGGAAAUUGUGCAGAUCCUACCAAAUGGUGCAACUGUGACGCCGAUUUGGACACUCUCUCAGAAGACAGUGGAGAUAUCACUGAGAAAGAGCAUCUUCCAGUUAAACAAUUACGAUUUGGUGACACUGGUACACCAGUGGACGACAAAAUGGGUCGUUAUACUCUUGGACCACUUAUUUGCGAAGGAGAUGAUUUAUUCAAGAACGUAGUAACAUUCCGCAUCGUUGAUGCUACCGUCAACCUACCAACCUUUGAUAUCGGUCACAGCGGUGAUAUCUAUUUCGAGUUUAAAACGACUAUCGAGAACGCUGUUAUAAUUCACAGCAAGGGACCUAUCGAUUAUAUAAAGAUUUCCAUAAAUAGUGGAAAUCAGAUUCAAUUCCAGUAUUUAGCAGGUGGUGGUCCACUAACGGUUAGUGUACAAACCUCGUACAAAUUAGCUGAUAAUCGAUGGCAUUCCUUAUCGGUUGAAAGAAAUCGCAAGGAAGCUAGAAUCGUAGUCGACGGAGCAUUAAAGAACGAAGUGAGGGAACCUCCAGGACCAGUGCGAGCGCUUCAUCUUACAUCAGACUUUGUAGUUGGUGCUACGACAGAUUACAGAGAUGGUUAUGUUGGUUGUAUCAGAGCUCUCCUUUUGAAUGGUCAACUGCAAGACUUGAGAAGUUAUGCUCGUCAAAAUUUGUAUGGAAUUUCCGAAGGUUGCAUGGGUAAAUGUGAGAGCAAUCCUUGCCUUAAUAAUGGCACUUGCCACGAAAGAUACGACGGAUAUUCUUGCGACUGUCGAUGGACUGCAUUCAAAGGUCCAAUUUGCGCAGACGAGAUUGGUGUAAAUAUGCGUCCAAGUUCAAUGAUAAAGUACGACUUCAUGGGUUCAUGGCGUUCGACGAUCUCCGAGAAAAUUAGAGUUGGUUUCACAACGACGAAUCCUAAAGGAUUUUUGCUCGGCCUGUUUUCAAACAUCUCUGGAGAAUAUAUGACGAUCAUGGUAUCGAAUAGCGGUCAUUUGCGCGUCGUUUUCGACUUUGGUUUCGAACGACAAGAAGUUAUUUUCCCUAACAAACACUUCGGUUUGGGACAAUACCACGAUGUUAGAGUAGGCAGGAAGGAUUCAGGAGCAACGCUUAUCCUACAAGUCGAUAAUUACGAGCCGAAAGAAUUCCCAUUCAACAUUAAAACCUCAGCUGAUGCACAAUUUAAUAACAUACAAUAUAUGUAUAUUGGAAGAAAUGAGUCUAUGACGGAAGGCUUUGCUGGUUGCAUAUCUAGAGUGGAAUUCGACGAUAUUUAUCCUUUGAAGUUAUUAUUCCAAGAGGAUGGGCCUGGAAACGUUCGUUCUUUAGGUACUCCUCUCACGGAAGAUUUCUGUGGUGUGGAACCAAUCACUCAUCCACCUGAUAUUAUAGAAACUCGUCCACCACCGCAAGUAGACGAAGAAAAAGUUCGAGCUGCUUACAACGAAACCGAUACUGCGAUUUUAGGAAGCGUGUUGGCUGUCAUUAUUAUAGCGUUAGUUAUAAUGGCGGUACUUAUAGGACGAUAUAUGUCGAGACAUAAAGGCGAAUAUUUAACCCAGGAGGAUAAAGGUGCUGAAAUAGCACUAGACCCAGACUCCGCGGUGGUUCAUUCUACCACUGGCCAUCAAGUUCAAAAGAAGAAAGAAUGGUUUAUUUAAUUACGAAUUUAGAUAUUUCGCUAUGUCAACGCUAGAAUAUAUAUAGGUAAAACUAUGCUUAUAAGUGCACUUUGAAGUGUCAUAAAAAAGGAACAAAAAAUUUUAUAGGAAGGAUAAAAAGAAACAUGAUUCUACUAUUGCUGUAUAAAAUGGAGACUGGUAAACUUAACUAAUUAACUGAACAAAUUUAUUGAAUCUCUCAUAAUGAAAAUACCAGACUGGUAAAAAUCACUGUAACUUUUCUUAAUUGAUAAUUAAAUAUUAAAUGUCUUCAUUUUGUUCAUUUUGUUAAUACAGAACAUUGUUGCGAAAAUAAUAUAAAAGAUAUAAUGUAUGAUUGUAAGUUCAAAUAUUACGUUGAAGAGAUGUAAGCAUAUAGAAAUAUUUUAUUUUUAUUUUUUAAAACAAAAAUUCUCAUUAUAUUUGUAUUAGGUGUAUUUCCGACAUUUCUUUUGAAUACUUAGUAAUGUGAAUCGUAUUGCUAGUAAUAAGAGGUAGUAAAGAUUCUAUCGAACUGCAGACUGUUAUUAUUUUAGACUAUGAGGUGCAUAAAUAUUUAUUAUGUACAUUGAAAUUUAGAUUGAACAUCACGACAGGAUAUUACUAUGUUAUAUAUAUACUUUUUUUACAUUCUAUUAUUUUAGAAACAAGAACAAUUACUUGUUUCUUUCUUUCUCUGUGUUAUAUCGGGGUCUUUACUUAUUAGUAUUAAUUGUAAAAUCACUAACAAUCAAUUAAUUUUGAAUCACAUUCGUAUAAAGUUUAUUGGCUAUGCUAUUUUUCUGUUAAUAACAAAAAUUAUUUUGUACAUAUAUAAAAUAUUUUUAAAUCUCCAAAAACAUUUCGUUAUGUGUAAAAUACUUCCUCUUUUUUUUUUCCACAAAAAAUGUGUUCUCAGUAUUAUUUGUAAUGCUUACCGUCCAAAGUGCAUUUUAAUUUUUCUUUAUAUUUAUUUUGUUUACAUUUGUUUAUUAUGUAUUACAGAUAUUUUAUUUCUUUUGUGAAUUGUAAUAAUCCGAAUUCUGUACUGUAACUUAACAUUAAUCUAGUAUCAACUAAUAUUCGUAUACUAUACGUGUAACAGUGAGAGUGUGCUGUAUAUAUAUCAUUUUUAUACAAAGAAAAUGUUUUAAUGUAAUACGCCAGUGUAUAUUUUAUAUACUGUAUUCAGCAGAACGCAUGUGCUGCUAAAUAAAGACAAAAAGUCGUGAGUAUGAUUUUGUAACAAUAAGUCCUUGAAAUAAAACUAGUUAGU
This is a messenger RNA of Frieseomelitta varia, 5353 nucleotides long. It is a transcript of the gene Nrx-IV, whose product is annotated as neurexin-4. Lineage: Eukaryota; Metazoa; Arthropoda; Insecta; Hymenoptera; Apidae. The transcript has 9 exons. The coding region runs from base 301 to 4098 and encodes 1265 amino acids. The record is from RefSeq and is a predicted model, not a curated record.